This is a messenger RNA of Lactuca virosa, 870 nucleotides long. Lineage: Eukaryota; Viridiplantae; Streptophyta; Magnoliopsida; Asterales; Asteraceae. The record is from the annotation of a GenBank genome assembly.
AUGCAAGUAAAAAUGAGCAGCGAUCAUCAACAUACUCGUGGCUUCCAGCCACCAUGCACCGUCGAAGAACUCCACCGCCAACCACCUUCCUCCACCAACGGAAACAACCACCCUGAUUCCACCACACUUCGUCUUCCCCACACGUCAUCUCUAAUGGCGCCUGUAGUUGUAACUAACGACCCAGAAUCACCAAUCGCCGACGUUCAUGGUGGUGGAAUCUUUACCAUCCCCACAACUUCUUCCCAAGAUGCAGUAACAGACACCACCACCAUCACCGUGAUCAAUAUCCACCACUCACUCCGCCUAUCAGACACCAAUUCAUCAAGCAAUCAAGAUUCACCAAUUACAAUCAUCACCACACCUCCCAAGGUCCCGGAGCCACCAAGAAGAAACAUCCUACUUCGCCGAUCACAUUUCGAUCCAAUUACAUCUGAUUAUCAAGAUCCCGAGAAAAACAAGUCGCCGCCGGCAAGAGUUUCCUCGCCACCAAACUCAAGAACAUCGACGCCAGGGUCUUCCACCCGUAAACAAAUCCCUCAAUCGAUGUUGAGAAAAAUGAGCGAUAAAGUUAGGGAGAUUAAACAAAGAUUUUGGGAUGUUAUACGUCAAUCUGAAGAACAUGUUGAAGACGACAACCCCCAUCAGGCGAUGGUGGAUCAUGAAAAAGAUGAAUAUCUACUUCUGGAGAGACUUGACGAUGGUGGUUGCCUUCUUCGUUGGUCAUGUGGGAAUGGAAAAGGAAUGUGCAUGGAUGUUGUGUUCUUUCUCUGUGUAUUUCUAACAUUUUCUGUCAUUUUCAUAAUAGGGUUAACAAUUUGCUUUAUGCUUUUUUCAAUUGUUUUUCGAUACGUGUUUCACACAUUGCAUUGA